GCAUGGACGCCGAGCUACUAAAAGUUAGGAGCCAUGAAGGGAAUAACAGUUGCUUAGUUGAGGAGAUGAUUAACAAGGUUUUUGGAAGGGGGCGCGAAGAUCUGGAUGACGAUGGAGCUGCGACGCCCUUAGAGUCCGCUCCGCCUACCCCUCGACAGGAUUCCCGAAGCCCGAGCCGGUCCCCCCCGCUUUUCGAAGCCAUUCUGGCUUGCACGAGCCCGGACGUCGAGUUUCUGGCAGUUAGCCAUUACGGUAAGGCAAGCCCUGGGAGGAAUCGAGUUCCGUCGAGAACGUUUGACUGUCGAGGUGCUCGCACCGCUUCCAACGUAGUAAAAGUAAACAGUCGCCGGGCUCGGACGGUGAUUAAAAACGGAAGGACUAAAUAAGGGUUGGGGAGGAAUGAGGGUUUACAAAUUGCCUCCCAGGCAGCGAGCGCAAAAGAAAGAAGCUGCGGGGUUUAGAAGGAAAUCGACGAGGUUUUUAGGAGGAGGGCUCCGGGUCCGGGUUGCCAUCGCCGGUUACAGGCCUCAGGCAGUUGAUACCAUCUUGUUGACGUUGACGCGCUUUGAAGGUUCAGCCAAGUAUCGGGAGACAGGUAGUUGUAUUCAGAUUCGGUCAAAGAUCAAGUACCUCUUUCGCCAUAAAUCACCCAACGAAG
Messenger RNA from Gaeumannomyces tritici R3-111a-1, 658 nucleotides. RefSeq lists its product as hypothetical. The record is from RefSeq and is a predicted model, not a curated record. The annotation marks the transcript as partial. The transcript has a single exon. NCBI's taxonomy places the organism in Eukaryota, Fungi, Ascomycota, Sordariomycetes, Magnaporthales, Magnaporthaceae.